Messenger RNA from Cyprinus carpio (common carp), 3133 nucleotides. RefSeq lists its product as uncharacterized. The record is from RefSeq and is a predicted model, not a curated record. NCBI's taxonomy places the organism in Eukaryota, Metazoa, Chordata, Actinopteri, Cypriniformes, Cyprinidae. The coding region runs from base 2397 to 3044 and encodes 215 amino acids. The transcript has 8 exons.
CUCUUAAUUUUUUUUCGCAUAUAAUCAUGAAGGUGCAAUCAUGGGGAAUACAAGAUUUUCAGUACUGAUGUGUUUCCAGUUACCUAUUUUACAUUAGCUCAAACUAUUAAGCCACUUUAUCUAACAUUAUAAAUGGUCAGGCCAGUAAUUGUUUAAAAUCCACGGAUAAUUUGAUAAUAAGCGCCUAAAUAUUGUCUAUAAUAAACAGUAGAAACAAAUUCAUAACAACAACAUUAUUGUGUCUCAGCACAAUUUCUCACUAUGAAAUAAAACCAUGUGUAUAAUUAAUGUAAUAAUAAAUGAUGUUGUCAUAAGUUAAUUAUUGAUUCAUGUACUUUUUACAGUGAGUUCUGCUGUGGUUUUGUUUGGAACUAUUUUUGUUGGCAAAAUAGAGCAAAACUUACAUUAUUAACAAUCACAAUCAAUUAACAAUUAAUAAAAUCAAUUUUACAUACAUUCAAGCGCAAUCUGGCAACACAGGUGAAGAGAAUGCUGGUGUAAAAUGUUCAAUUCUGUUUUUUUGUUUGUUUGUUUGUCUGUUUGUUUUUUCUUUUUCAUCAUUAGGUCCCUCAAAUUUGUCAGCAAAAAUUAUCUUUAUUCUAACACUCCACCACACACACACACACACACACACACAAAUAAAUAACAAAGGCACUUUUAAGAGACACGUCCGUCUUGUUAACCUGUACCCAUCAUCUGUACUCUCUUCAGCUCUCUUUCUCGCUCCCCUCUGUCUCUCUUUGUCCCCCCUCCCUGUUUAUUUGUUUUAUUUGUCCAUCUCUUUAUUGUGAGUCUUUCUGUCUGUUUGUUUUUCUGUCCAUCACUAUGUCCAUGAGUGAUUCAGAAAUCCAAGAAAAUCUAAUGGUCUUGGAUAACUUGGUUGAUCAUCAAGAACUGAAGGAUGAGCUCCAAAGUCUUGAGGACUUUCUUGGUGAGCUGCAAGAAGAGGAGGCGGCAGCAGCACCAGCAAAGACACCUGAGCCAAGGCAACCAAGGGUGCACUGGAGAAAAAGAGACGUGCAUGGAAAUAUUGUCUAUGCAAGGCCGAGAUCAAGCAGGGAUCAGUCAAAAAGGGCUGAUCACAUUCAGAACAUUGAUCCUCCCUUCAAUGCUCCUGACACUAACUGUGAGGUGGCCUUUGCUCCAGAGACUGUUGAGUGUUUUCUACAAGAUCUCCAGCACUCACUGAGCGAUUCCUCAGGUGAUGAGGCAUCACCUCUUGGAACCCCAAGAGAUCCUCUUCUGGCAUCCUCGAACUGAAGCAUAACAGAGUCUCUUUUCAGAGAGGUGGAGGGCAGAGAGACCCCGUCUGGUAAACACGGCUGCAGCAAAAGAAAGUGUGGCAACACACAUCUGCCAACAGUGUUGGAGCAGUCCAGCAGUUAUCCAGUGCAGUGACUGUCGACCACGCCCCUUCUUCUGUGCUGAAUGUGACAUCAGCAUGCACACCAGACAUGUCCUCCACAAUAGAGAUGCCAUGACUGCUGGAUUCUUCCAGCCAUUGCCUCCAACAACUGUCGUGGUGGAUAAAGCGCUUUCCCAAUGUGGUAAAUUUUGGUUUGUGUUUGUACAACAUAUGAGCUUAACUAUUCUGAAAAUGGGAUAAGUUUUAUUAUUUAAAUGAUCCCUUUUUUCUCUUUUUGUUUGAUCUUGAAUUUAUGUAGAUACUCUGUCAGUCGGGUUUUUGAGCAUAUCUUGUGUUCUUUUUCAGCAAUGUGCUUCAAUAACAUUGAUCCAUUACAAUCUUUUAUUACUCAGUCAAUACAAAUUAUGUAUCUAUUAUAUUAUUUUGUGAGGCAUACCAAGCCACUUGGAGUGCUGCAGUGGCCGACCUAAACAGCAGUGACUACUGGCCGGCAGCUCUUCAGUUUGCCACAAUUUAUACUACCGAUAUAUUUUUCUCAUUCGAGGAAAUGAAGAUGGUGGCACCAGGACUGUCCUGCCAAGCAUUUUUAAGAAUGCUGGAUCAGUGAACUUGUUCGCUUUGGUCGUAUCUGAGGAACAGGCCAUCUUUGAAGGCAUCUUUAUAGCCAAGGAUGAAGAUGUUACAAGAUUUGUGGACCACAUUCACAGCACAACCAAACAUGUUAAAGUGUAUAUGAUGAUAAAUAAAACUACAAUACUACAGUAACCUCUUACUGAAGAGUUUGUUUAGAAGAGUCUUGUUUUCAUUGACCAUUAUCCAUUGUAGGUCAGUGGGAGAGGUGUUUGGGGGGAGUGGUCAGCAGCCAGAGAGACCUCCCAAAGAUCUGCCAGCAAGGUAGAUGAAGAGGGAUUGGAGCUUGCGGUUUGUCGGCACGGAGUGCUGCUCUGUGCUUUAAAUAUGUACAGGGGUGACAUUUUUGCCUAUCCCCUGUACCUUCAAGAAAAGCUGGCCAGUAGGCAAGUCUUUUUGUAUGGAUGUGACCUGCAAAUAUUGGCCCUACCUGCAAAGAGUUGCAAAAAGCUGCCCAGAGCUCCAGCACCUCCUUAACAUGAGGCCAUUCCUUUCGGUAUUUCAUGCCAAAGCCCAUGAUUUUAAAUGUGAGGUGAAAUGGAGUGGGGCGUAUGAGGAUGGGGCUGGACUAACACUAGGGGAGGAGGUGGAACAGUGCAAUGCCUUCCUCUCUAGGAUUGCAGUGACGACAAAAGCAGGACGCACAGACAUGCUGACUCUCAUGGCCAUGCGCUGGAAUCAGCAAAAGUUCCGAAAUUUGGCAAUUUCACUGACUCGCCAAUAUCAGAAGACCAGAAAAGCUCUGCAAAGCCAGUUACGAAACCUAGAGUCCUUGAAAGCCCAAUUUGCAGUGACAGAGAGCCAAUUGGAAGACUGGGUCAGUGAUGUAAAGGAGUGGGCAGACGAUUCACCAUGUGGCUUAAGUGAAGAGGGUUUGAAAGGUCUGCAGAGCAUCAUCCUCAGAAAGCAACAAGUCAGAGAAAUGAAGGUGCAAGCAAGAGACUGUUACCUGCAAGUUUUGUCUGGAGAAGGCAACAUCAACUUUUUGUACAGUGCUUCAGCUGAUGAGUAUGACAGUGACUGUGAAAUGUCUGAUGACGGACUGUAAUCCACAAGACUGUGACACAUUUCAUCGUUCUGGACAAUGACCUUAACUCUGGAUAUAAAGAAUGUAAUAAAAUCUGCUUUUCAUCACCU